This is a messenger RNA of Penicillium longicatenatum, 2325 nucleotides long. RefSeq names its product DUF3435 domain-containing protein. Bases 1 to 2325 code for a protein of 774 amino acids. The transcript is spliced from 5 exons. Lineage: Eukaryota; Fungi; Ascomycota; Eurotiomycetes; Eurotiales; Aspergillaceae. The record is from RefSeq and is a predicted model, not a curated record.
AUGUCCGCCGCGUCUGCUGACGUCGAACUGUCAGAUCAGGCGCCGGGAAAUGAGAGUGAUACAUCCGGUGUGUCUUUUCGGCCAGAAGAUAGCGAUAGCGAUGUGCCAGACGGUGAUCAAGUCGGAGGUUCGACCACUCAGACUUCACCAGAGCCUUCACGGUCUUCCGAACAGUGCGGCGGAGUCUCCUGCAGCUCCAAACACUCUGUGCGUAGUCCGAUUCGCUCUAGAGAUUUGCCAGAUUUCAGUGACGACCCUGAUGACGACACUGACGAGGAUAUUGCAAACGUACCCCUUGACUAUGGGCGUUCCGAGAAGACCAAGGUUCGCGGGGUUCGAAUUGAGCAACGCUGGCAAAAGUAUUGCCGAGUGAAGGCCAAAAGCCCUGAUGCGUCGUUGAAAUGGAAUGAUCCGACGGAGGCUCUUCGUCAGGUCACACCCAAUGAUGUACAUCGUUUUCUCAACUACUGCCUGAAACUGAAGUAUGGCCAAGAUGGCAGGCAUUUGAAAGGAACAAACAAGGCUAGUUCCCUCAAAGCCGAUUGGAAGAGUUUCUGCGGCUACUUUCGAAGAAUAACCCGUACCAGGAUCAGCCCCGAAGAUCGCGAAGAAAUCAACGCAGGAAUUCGGUUGCUGAUCGACAAAUGGGAACUCGAUCAGCAAGAGCGAGGAAAAGAACCAGUCUAUGUACAAGACUUGACCGAGCUAAAUGAGACCAUUCUUCGAACCCAGGAAAGACGAUUUCAUUUUGGAUACGAGCGCAUUCAAAUGUGUCUCUUUAGCAUGAUUGGCAUUUACACCGUGAAUCGACUAAGUGCCCUGCUCUCGUUACAACUCAAGCAUCUGCAGUUCUCCAUACAGAAGGAUCCUCAGGGUGGCCCUCCCGUGCUUCUGGCGGAAAUCAAGUCAGAGCAUACCAAGCGGUUCCUCGGGUCUGAGGCCAUCAACACUUUUCCAUUCCCUGAAAUCAUAGACGACCCGUCUCUUAUCUUCAGCCCGCAUGUAUUCAUCUUUGGUAUACUUUUUUGGCUGCAAGCGUUUGAAUCUCCAGCCCUUUCCUCUAUGGAGAGACUCCGAAGUCUGUUUGUUCAAGGCGGUCGCCAGCAGAUGCAACUCCCCUUAAAACCUGAGGUCGAGGACCAUUACAUUUUUUGCAAGACACAAGUCACCAACGGUUAUCCGAUUCUUCGGUGGGAUCAACCCAUGCUUGAUGUUACCAUGUCCGCUCGACUCAGGAGUCUCGGAGAGAUUCAUGGUUGGCUUCAUUCGAUGUUUGCACAUCUCAGCGAAGCUCAGCAGAAUCUGAUCAUGAAGCAUGCGGACUCCCGCACCUUCCUUAAUCAUUACCUUCCGCGACACAUUGAUACGGACAUGCAAAAUGUGAUGAACGGCCGCGAUUCCAAUAAAUCAUUGAUGCGCGCAAUCACCCGCAUGAGCAGGUGGAUCGAUACGAGGCGACCUCGACAUCUGACCGCCGAGCAACGAGCGUCGAUCCGUGAGCAUCCUGAGUAUGUCGAAGCGGUCCAACGAUUUGAUGAGCAAGCUGAAGUUUGCAUUCAUGACCCGAGUGAGCAGAUGCGAUCGCGACGUGACAAACUCGCUCGCGAUAAGCUCAACACGUUUGGCCGGCUAGAGAGAGCAUUGAGGCAGAAAAUUCGAAAAGAAUUUGACCGCAAACAGGCAAACAUAGACAUUGAGCGGCAGCUCUCUGGAGCGGCCAUCGACGACGAGGAAGCCAAGAAUGUCCUUCGAACGGACAGUAUGCUACCAGAGCAGAUCAAUCUGCUUGAAAAAUUGUUUACCUGGCCGACUUCCCAUUCAUUAGAUGCGGAGUGGCAGAGACGAAAUGCCGCUGUCGUUGCAAUCUCGCAAUACUGUGGUCACCUUGAAGGUGGGCCGCUGCGUGGACGACGUAAACGGACGGCUCCGAGCGAUGACACUGAUGAAGAGCAAAGAACAAUGAAAUUGCAGUCAUUGAAAACAGUCCCUCUCUCUCCCGAAGUGUCGCAGGAAGAGUUGCUUCUGGAGAAAGCGGGAAAGUAUAUUCGAAAGGCCAAAAAACCUCGACGCUGUUUUCAAUGUUAUGGCGAUGCCCAGCUUCCUGUCCUUCGUCGGACACAGAAAUAUAGCGAAUACAAAUCAACCUUACGACAUUUUCGAAAAUGUCAUUUGAAGGAUCGGAGAUGUCAUAUGUGCAGUGAAGAUCUUUUGCACGAAAUGCAUCUUCGCAGGCACGCAGAAGACGUCCAUCGACUUGCCACCGAACGCAAUUACUACGCAAAACAGGAGAAAGAAGAAUCAGGAUCCGACAUUGAUACGGACUGA